AUGGACCUGUCCAGGGCUGUAAAUCGCCUGGAGAAAGAACUGACAGACAUCACUAAGGACCCUCCUCCCAUGUGGUCCAUAGGGCCGGUGGGGAAUGACAUGUUCACAUGGAGCGGGACCGUCAUGGGUCCCCCCAAUAGCCCCUACAAGGGAGGAAUCUUUUCACUAAAAAUACACUUCCCAUGUGGGUACCCUUUUCACCCUCCAUGGGUUUACUUCACCACCCGGAUAUACCAUCCCAAUAUUGACAGAAAAGGAAAUAUCCAUAUAGAUAUUCUCAAGUCCCGGUGGUCUCCCACACUGACCACAUCCAAAGUACUGUUGUCCAUCACCUCCAUGCUAUGUGACCCCAACCUUAAUAACACCUUAGUUCCAUCUAUUGCAAGAAUGUACUUAAUGGAUAGGGACAAGUAUAAUACUACGGCGCAAGCUUGGACGAGAAAAUAUGCCAUGUGA
Artibeus jamaicensis (Jamaican fruit-eating bat) is the source of this 456-nucleotide messenger RNA. RefSeq names its product ubiquitin-conjugating enzyme E2-17 kDa-like. Gene Ontology annotation, molecular function: ubiquitin conjugating enzyme activity. The transcript has a single exon. NCBI's taxonomy places the organism in Eukaryota, Metazoa, Chordata, Mammalia, Chiroptera, Phyllostomidae. The record is from RefSeq and is a predicted model, not a curated record. The coding region runs from base 1 to 456 and encodes 151 amino acids. Gene Ontology annotation, biological process: ubiquitin-dependent protein catabolic process; protein polyubiquitination. Gene Ontology annotation, cellular component: nucleus.